This is a messenger RNA of Eurytemora carolleeae, 3401 nucleotides long. It is a transcript of the gene arm, whose product is annotated as armadillo segment polarity protein. Gene Ontology annotation, cellular component: adherens junction; catenin complex. Lineage: Eukaryota; Metazoa; Arthropoda; Copepoda; Calanoida; Temoridae. Gene Ontology annotation, biological process: cell adhesion; positive regulation of transcription by RNA polymerase II. The record is from RefSeq and is a predicted model, not a curated record. Bases 60 to 2648 code for a protein of 862 amino acids. The transcript has 16 exons. Gene Ontology annotation, molecular function: cadherin binding; alpha-catenin binding; protein phosphatase binding.
AUAAGGUUAAAUUAUUUCAGAAAUAACCCUGAAUUGAACUUGUGAAUUCAAAAUAUAAAAUGAGCUACGCAAUGCAGGGGAGCCUUUCAAGGGGCGGGGGCUACCAGCCUCAGGGGGACCCUAAGGACCCCACCCUCAUGUGGCAGCAGGGGCACUACAUGGGCCCCGAUUCUGGAAUCCAUUCAGGGGCACAAACCCAGGCCCCUUCACUUACAGGUCAUGAAGAGGAUAUGGAUACCGGGGGUCAAGACCAGGUUAUAUUUGACAUGGACCAGGGAUAUAACCAAUCCUACACUCAGGACCAGGUUGAUGAGAUGAAUCAACAGCUCAAUCAAACCAGAUCCCAGAGGGUUCGAGCUGCCAUGUUCCCGGAGACCCUGGAUGAAGGAUUAGAGAUUCCUUCCACCCAACUUGAUCCUGCUCAACCAACUGCAGUUCAGAGACUAUCAGAACCAUCACAGAUGUUGAAGCACGCUGUGGUGAACCUAAUUAACUACCAGGAUGAUGCCGACCUCGCCACCAGGGCGAUCCCUGAGCUGAUCAAGCUGUUGAACGACGAGGAUCAGGUGGUCGUGUCCCAGGCCGCCAUGAUGGUGCACCAGCUCAGCAAGAAGGAGGCCUCUAGGCACGCUAUCAUGAACUCUCCCCAGAUGGUGGCCGCGCUUGUGCGUGCCAUCUCCAACACGAACGACCUCGAGUCGACCAAGGGAGCUGUUGGAACCCUGCACAAUCUCUCCAUGCAUAAACAGGGUCUCCUUGCUAUAUUUAAAUCCGGAGGUAUACCUGCCCUCGUUAAACUCCUUUCUUCUCCUGUUGAAUCUGUUCUGUUCUACACUAUCACCACCCUGCACAACCUCCUGCUCCAUCAGGAAGGAUCUAAAAUGGGUGUCCGACUAGCUGGAGGCUUACAGAAAAUGGUCGCUCUCCUUCAGAGGAACAACGUCAAGUUCCUGGCCAUAGUAACCGACUGCCUGCAGAUCCUGGCCUACGGGAACCAGGAGAGUAAACUGAUCAUUCUGGCAAGCCAGGGACCCCUAGAGCUGGUUAGGAUUAUGAGGAGCUACACCUACGAGAAGUUGUUGUGGACUACCAGCAGGGUGCUGAAGGUUCUGAGUGUGUGCUCCAGCAACAAGCCUGGUAUAGUAGAUGCUGGAGGUAUGCAGGCUCUAGCUAUGCAUCUUGGACACGACAGUCAGAGAUUAGUACAGAACUGCUUGUGGACAUUGAGAAAUCUUUCUGAUGCUGGAACUAAGAUAGAGAACUUAGACAAUCUGAUGCAGGGUUUGGUACAGUUGCUUGGUUCAACUGAUGUCAACAUUGUGACCUGUGCUGCUGGAAUCCUUUCCAACCUUACCUGUAACAAUCAGAAAAACAAGGUGAUAGUUUGCCAGGUUGGAGGGAUUGAAGCUCUGGUCCGAACUAUAAUUGCUGCUGGAGAUAGAGAGGAGAUUACCGAACCUGCUGUAUGUGCACUAAGACAUCUAACAUCCAGGCAUCCUGAAUGCGAGGUUUCCCAAAACACUGUGAGGCUGCAGGGUGGCCUCCCAACCAUCGUGAGGCUGAUGCAUCCUCCUUCAAGAUGGCCUCUGGUCAAGGCUGUUAUCGGAUUGAUCCGUAACCUAGCUCUGUGUGCUGCUAACCAUGCUCCGCUCAGAGAGAACGGUUCCAUCCCUCGCCUAGUUCAUCUUCUCAUCAGAGCUUUCCAGGAUACUCAUGGGAGAUCCCGUAACUCUGGUUCCGGACCCGCUGGUUCCUAUGCUGACGGUGUAAGGAUGGAAGAAAUAGUUGAAGGAACUGUAGGGGCUCUUCAUAUCCUGGCUAGGGAGGCACAUAAUAGAGCAAUUAUCCGCGGCCUGUCCGUGAUCCCAAUCUUUGUCCAGCUGCUCUACAACGAGAUCGAGAACAUCCAGAGGGUCGCCGCAGGGGUUCUGUGUGAGCUUGCUGCUGACAAGGAGGGAGCAGCUAUGAUUGAGCAGGAGGGCGCUACUGCUCCUCUAACAGAGCUGCUUCACAGCAGAAACGAGGGCGUAGCAACUUACGCGGCAGCAGUUCUAUUCCGUAUGUCUGAGGAUAAGGGAGGAGAAUAUACCAAGAGAUUGAGCCAGGAGCUCAGGAGCUCACUUUAUCAGAGGGGACAGGAGGAGAGCCUCUGGGGGAAUGAGCAUAUGCCCCCUGCAGAUUUACAGGAGAUGCUAGGAGUAGAAGGUGUUUAUGGACAGGGUCCACCUUCUGUAGCUAGUGGGCCACGUAACUACGCACAUACAGCACUAUCUCGAGGAGGUUACCCCAGGCGGGCUCCUAGAGGGGUGCUCAGGGGCCCCGAGGUCAUUUACGAGUCGGUAACCCGGGGUUCCAGGGGCCCCGAGGAGGGUAUAUAUGGGGUAGGGGGUGGUAUAUGUCAGCAUGGUUGGGGGACAAUAAGUCUGACCUCCCUGACCCCCUCCAACUAUUCUAUAUGUAAUAUAUCAGGAUAUGAUGGGGUACCAGUAGACGGUAUGCAAGGUCUGGAUAUAGGUUCUCAUCCAGGAUCCACAUAUGGACAGGUUCAGGAUAUGGAUAUGGGAGACCAUAUGAACUAUGAUUCAGACCUUCCCCAACCCCCUCAGGAUAAUAAUCAGGUGGCAGCUUGGUAUGACACCGAUCUUUGAAGAGUUCAAGUUUAAUAUGUAAAUAAAACAUCAAGUAAUAAUAAUAAUGUAAUAAUACUUGCGAAUAUUUGGCAAGCCUGGAUUAUCCGCGGAUAAUCUAGAAGUUUGCCAAAUCUUUAGUUUGCAAACUUAUUAUCUUGUGCCAAAUCUUAGAUUUACUGUCAAUCCUACAAACACUAGCUGCCUAGCUGGCCGGGCUAGUUUCAAACCAAAAUUUUUACUUCAGUUGAAUUUUAUCUCUUGUUCCACAGCCCCACGUUGCUUCCUUUUUAUGUGAUAUAAAUCCUUUUAAAAAUUUUAUUUCAAAUACUAAAAUACUUUUUUACGUUUUAUUUCGGCACAAUCAUUAAAUUAGGAUAAUGUUAUGAUAACUAUUUUUUUUGUGUAUAAUCAUGUAUUUUGUUUGUCCAAUUUUGUAAAAUUUUGUCUCAACAAAACGAGACAAUUUCAUUGCACGGUGUACUAUUUCCUAGAAUGCGGUGUGCAUGUUUUUCGAAUCUGUAAAUACUUUUUUUACAACACCCUGUAUGCGUGAAUAUUUUAUUGAGCCUCGGUAUUAUAUUUACGUCAACCUGUUGUAUCAACAUAUUAGUAUGUUACCCAUAUUUGUGUGUCACCCUGUACAUACAAUGUUUUCCCUAUUUAUUGUAUGAUGCUACCAGUCCUUCCUGGUAGUUGAUUAGUUGACUGUUAGGACGAGACAUUAUUCAUAAUUAUUAAAAAUUCAGAAAUAAAGCAUUUUCUUCAUUUAAA